This is a messenger RNA of Petromyzon marinus (sea lamprey), 8008 nucleotides long. It is a transcript of the gene LUC7L, whose product is annotated as LUC7 like. The record is from RefSeq and is a predicted model, not a curated record. NCBI's taxonomy places the organism in Eukaryota, Metazoa, Chordata, Hyperoartia, Petromyzontiformes, Petromyzontidae. Gene Ontology annotation, cellular component: U1 snRNP. Gene Ontology annotation, molecular function: mRNA binding. Gene Ontology annotation, biological process: mRNA splice site recognition.
AGUUGUUCGGCAAGUGACUCGAUGCGGGUUAGGCCCCAAAAUUCGACUCGCCCUCUUGUUCAAAUGCGCCACAUGCGCUGGGUUUAUUCUUAAAUCGUUGUGACGGCGGGGGUGGUGGUGUUCGUUAAGGGCCGCGCUUGUGAACUGUGUCUGUUGCCUGUUUAGAUUUUGACGAGGAGGGGUUACACAUUUUGUUUGUUGCGACAGUUUCCGUCGGCCAAAAAAAAUAAAAACCGCGCGUUGCGAGUUUUUUUUUUUUAGGGCCCACGUCGCUACCAUUGUGACAUUGCCGCUACGGCGAACGCGGUUAGGAUUGAGGGUUUAAAACGGGGGGGGUCGUUGUUAGUGAUUCAAAUUUUUACGGUGCUUAUGUUCGGUGUAAUGACACUUGUGGAGAAAACUGUGUUGCUCCCCCGACCCCCCCUGUAAUUUAGGUGGCUACUCGAUGGUUGUACUGUAAUUGGCUCUACGUGUUAAAAUUUAAAUAUAUAAUUGACUUGUUCACAAAUCUUGUCAUGUCCGUGUAGGUGAACGUAUAGUAUUUUAGUUCCUUUUGCAAUAAGAGUUAAUUUAGAAUGGAUUACUUUAUAAUCUCGUUAAUACUUUUAGGGUUUCAAACUAUCAACAACUUUGUUGUCGCUAAACUAGAUAAUAUAUACUCAUGCGUACAACAGGCGACUGCUAUAACUACUGUUAACAAUGUAUUGCAAUCGUUAACAAUUUAUGAUAAUGGGCAAUUUUAUAAUCAAGUUAUCAAUUUGCAAUUUUUUUGUUAACAAACUCUCAAGCCCUUGAUUGUCGAUUGUAAAGUGCUUAACAUUAGGGUUGAGGAAGUUCAUUUAUAUCGCCUAAUUGUAUCGUGGACUCGAGCGGUGGCGCAGCAGUUAGCACACUGGGCUGCGCGUUCGAUUCUGGCUACGGAUAACAUCUGAACCGAUUCUAGGAUCGCACUCGCGAUCGACAGUAUUGAGUUUGCAAAUUACUUUGACCCUCAUUAUUAUUAUUGGGUAGCGAUGGUUAAUUUUACAAACCGUCAUCCUCUUAAUGUAGGCGAGCCAUCACAAGCUCUGUAUGCGUUGAGUGAUUUUAUCUUCAUUAAAAUUACAUUCAAUUAUCACACCUUAACACCGUACACUUACUAUGUAAAAAUUAUUAUAAAGCCAUUGAUAUUGUUACUCGUACCAUUGACAAAAAAUCAUAUUGGCAACGAUUCGUUACAAAUCCCUAGUAUUUUUCCAGAUUUUUACGUUGGUAUUUUUUCAAUACAAUAGACAUGUUGGACUGCAUGUUCUUGGCACCCAAAAACCAUUCCAUAGCCGGUCAUAUAGUCGUGUGACAGCACAGCAUACUCUUACCCGUUUCAAGAUGUAAGGAAUUAUAUAGCACAUCAGUGAACCAUAUGUUGCUGAUAGUUGUGUGGACUGCACAUGGUGCUUGGACCGGCUCCGUGAGCUUGAUGCUCAUCAGCUGAGCCUUAAAUUGUUUGCACAAUUAGCCAAGUGCAUGUCGUGUUGCGUGGAUGUUGUAAUAACAGCCGUGAGCCACCACUGUUAACGUUCUAAAACCGAAAAUGGAAAAAAAGUAUAAUGUAAUUAUUUAGUAUUAAUAGGUUAUUUUUCGUGCUUUGUCGAUUGUAAAUUAGAAUUGAGGAUGUGGGUGUGGUAUUGUGAGAUUGCUGCUGCUGCUUCUGGUGCUGAUCUUUAUUACUGAAGGGUUUCAGCGGUACAUGUUAGCUCCUGCUUUCACAUAGCCCGCCAUCUAAUGAUAUCAAUAUGGAGGGGGCGUGCAAAGAAAGAAGCCUCUGCCACCGACACCCCUCCCACAUCUUGCCAAAACGCGUCGCGCUCAGACAAGGCAGCAUCAACCGAUACAGUGUCAAACCGACUAGGGGAGGGCAUCCACCCACCAUAGUAACGUUAUGGAUUCAAGUUGCGGCGAUCUAGUACUGCGACGCAGUACUUUCAGUGCUGUGGCACUGCGCGAACGACGUUCUCCCGCUGCCACUGGAUAACGGCUGUGGUGGUGUGUGAACCAGGCCUCUGAGGUCAAUUAUCGCAAUUAUGUGAAUCGUAAUGAAUUGCAAUCGCGGGUGUAAUUGUCAUUUCAGCUGACGUUGCCCCAAUGACUGUCAAUAUAGUUGACUUCAUGUCUGGUAUUCACCCACCCAGUGCAAACCAGUCGUCACUGCUCCGUUGCUUGGACGUACCUUCAGGCUAGUGGUUCUCACUGUACAUGCCUUUAAUCCCCAGCACGGCACCUGCCUUUAUUCAAUGCAAGUUACGUGGUUUCUCUGUCGGCCUUUAUAUUUCACUAUGUGGCAAUCACGUUAGUAGUGUGGUGUAGUGUAUUGAAUAUGGGCUGCAGUUAUGCUGACAGAGGACUCGCACCAACAUCGAAAUUAUGUUGACCUCCGCCUUAGCUACGUUGCGUGAUCUGUUCUAAGACAUUAUAGGUCGACGUUCCAGGCAAUGGUCUUAGAACGGACAGGGAGAAAAGCAGAAUGGUCAAGUGGCGCAAAGAUGACUAUAAUAGUUUUUAAUCCAUGUGCUACAUACGAAAUGUGAAUGCAAAGUUUGAGGCAUUGAAAUGCAUACAGGGAGUUUAAACAGAUAUACUGAUCAUCCCCCAAAGGGCAAUGUUGUAUUUCUACUCUACUCAGCUUCUAAAAACAAAACCCUCCCUGCAUGUUUUCCAUAUUUGUAUUGUGUUUUGAGAUUCUGUCACAUUUAAACAAAUUAUACAUCCAAAACAUUUUUGGGGUAAUUUAUUAAUGUUAACCCAUUUUCUUGCCAAUUGAAUUGGCACAAAUGGCGAAUUAUUGUCAAUGAUCAUAACUAUUGUGUCAUGGCCUUGGACAUUUUGCAGCAGUAUGCAUCCAAAGACGAUGCCCAAGAGUUGACAUGUGCACCCCAAUCCCUUGGAAUCUCCAUAAUGAUUUACACGAUAAUAUAUUUACACGAUCUAACCCAAAGAAAACCCUUUUUUUGUUGAUACUAUUGAUCACGAAGGCCUACGUGUUAAACUCCCAUGCAAUCUGAACCCUUUGGAUUACAGUUUCAGCAGCUUCUGCUAUCAGCCCCUCCAGGUAAUGUCAUUGGAGUAUGACGUACGAUUGUUGGGCAUGGGAAAUUGAACUGCGACUGUCUAAGGCCAUGAUCUGUAAUGGAAAUUUCAGGGCAGUAAUUUCUGGCAAUCAUCAUCAUCGGCUACGGUUUAACCAUGAGCGACUAUGGCAAUUUGGAUGUGUAACGGAAUGUAGUGACGGAAUUUUCUGCAGCCAAUGAAUGCCAUUCCUCGAUGAGGGUGUGUAUGUUGAAUAAAGAUUGGUCUACAGACUAUAAAUGAACCUGUUGGGUGGGGAUGUGUGGUAGGCCUAGUACUAGUCACAAUAUGAUUAUGGAUGGAGUAGGCCUAGAACGAGCCACUAGUUACCAGACAAGCAAACAAUUAGAAGGCUUUAUGCCCAUCCGUCUAUAUCUCAUGCAUGUUAUGUUUGGAUGCCACAAAUUUUUUCGGGUUUCAGAAAUUGACGUCGGGUGGUCACGUGUUGUCCAUCUCAGAUCUGAUUGGACGUUGCUGCUCCGUUGCUCACUAAGUGCUGCUAGAAUCGGAAUUGUUCACAUUUUGGACAGCGAGACGUUUACAGUGGGAAAUGCUACGCAUCCAUUUGCCGGUGGUAAUUGCCGGCAAUGAUUGCCCUGAAUUUCCCAAGUGGAUCAUGGCCUUAAGGAUUGGAGGUUGCAUGGAGAUAGGAAUAACUUGCCUGUUGCUUUAAGGUGCACAAGAUCAUUUUGGGAUGGAAUAAAAAAACUGGUCUUUGGUGGUCAUGAUGGAGAGGAAGUCUCGCAUUCAAAUUCCGUGAGGUGUAAUGCGUAAGGUGUGUUGCGUGCUUCCGUGGUUCAAAGCCGCAGAAGUGGACCGGAAUGGGAGUGCAAGGGCUGCAGCUUGAGAACCACUUGCCUAAGAGGCCUAAUUUGACAUUUUUCUAUAUACGUGACACAAUUUGAAACAAAUUACUCGCAUUGCAGGUUCAUUGGUGAAAUUCUUUUCUUAGUUAUUCCUGAGCACUGCUGCCUGUGUGAGACGAUUUGCCGAUCUAGUUUAUAAAAAACCUUGUGCCAAAUUAUCCAGCUCAAAAAAUAUAUCAACCUUUAUGCUUGUGAAAUAAGGUUGUCAAAUGUUGCAUUGGGUUUUCGAAUUUGUGGACCAUAAACAUUUGUAGACCUAUGUGGCCCAAUUCCAUUUUCAGCAAUUUAAAAAGACAACUUUUCAUUUCAUUCUCUUGCAAUACCUGCAUCCGUAUUAAAGUGAGGUCUCACCUUACCGGUUUAAUAGGGUAUCGGUCGAUUCCUAGUUUGGAAACAAAUAAAAUGCUGCCACAAGACAUGAUGUGCAUGCUUAAACCCUUUCCGCAGACAAACUGUACAUGUGUACGUCCUUUUAUUUUUUUUCACGAGACAACCUAUUGAUGGCAGUGUGCAGUUUCAUAGCUUAAUAUUUGUUGGCCAAAUUCUGUAUACCUAUUAAACAAUUGUGGCCCCCUUGUUUUAUUUGCAAAGGUUCAGUGUAUCUUUGCCUGCCUACCUCAGUCUGCAAGGAAAAAACAGAAAAGCGUCACAUUCGCCGAGCCGUGAGUCAUGCAAAAAAAAUAAAUUUUAAAGCUGUGUUAUGAAAUGUGGAAAGUGCUUCGUGAUUCCGUCGAAUUUUUACGCUCCAGCGUAAAAAAAAAAUGAAAACACCGAUGUGACAGUUUUUUGUGACAAAACACCCUGGUAAAAAGAGUUUUCAGUUUCAACAUACGUUGCUUGAAAGGAGCCGUAAACUCGAGAGAGAGAGAGAGUGCAACUAUUUUUAUUUGCUCUCGAAAACCUAAAACUUGGCUAAGUUUUUUUUUAUAUAUGUGUAAAGCACUCUCUGGACAUGCCUAACGUGUUUGUUGGUUGAAUCGUGUACAAUGUUUACCGUUUUUUGGAUUGUCUCUACUUCUGACUACGUCCUAUCACAGGUUUGUGGCUGACAACGUUUUUCCUUUUUAGUGUUCUGCGUGAGGUAUAAAGUUUGUGCAGCUGACCAGAUAGUGAAGACGUGAAAUGGUGUUGUGUGCGGCAAUCGCAGUGACGUCAGUCGACAGCGCAUUAAAUUCACAGACGAUGUUGUCUGCAAGAGCCAUCUCCUUGACUGCUGCCCCCAUGACACGCUGGCGGGAACUAGAAUGGAUUUGGGAGACUGCCCAAAGACGCAUGAUCUUGCUCUUCGUGCUGAUUAUGAGAUAGCUUCAAAGAAGAAAGACUACUUCUUCGAAGUGGAUGCUAUGAAGCACUUGCAGUCGUUCAUUGCUGACUGCGACAGGCGAACUGAAGUUGCCAAAAAGCGCCUGGCAGAGACCCAGGAAGAGAUCAGUGCUGAGGUGUCUGCCAAGGCUGAGAAUGUGCAUGCCAUCAACGAGGAGAUCGGCAAGUUGCUUGCCAAGGCCGAAGCCCUGGGUGCUGCAGGCAACGUGGAGGAGUCCCAGAACGUGAUGGACGAAGUUGAGAAAGUUCGACAGCGCAAGCGUGACGCGGAGGAGGAGUACCGCAACUCGAUGCCAGCGUCCAGCUUCCAGCAGCAGAAGCUGCGCGUGUGCGAGGUGUGCUCCGCCUACCUGGGCCUGCACGACAACGACCGGCGCCUUGCCGACCAUUUUGGCGGCAAGCUGCACUUGGGCUUCAUCGAGAUCCGGGAAAAACUCCAGGAGCUCAAGAAACUUGUGGAGGAGAAGAGGGACAAGAUCGAGCAGGACCGUAUGAGGAGGUUGGACGAGCGAGAGCGCGAGGACAGACCACGGAGGAGGUCGAGGUCUCGAUCUCGGAGCCGCGAGUACAGGGCCUCACGCUCCUCGGGGGAAGGACGCAGGAGGCGCUCGCGCUCGGGCUCUGCAGAUAGACGGCGCCGCUCCCGCUCGGGCGACCGCCGGCGCAAGCACCGCUCACGUAGCCGCUCCCGCAGUCGGCACGGGCGGCACGGCUCCUCGGAGCGCGGCGCCCGCCACACGUAGCCCCGGGCUGCCCCCCCCCCCCCGGACUGCGUGUGUGCGAGACAGAGAUAGAAUUGUUCCGCCGAGGGACGUGACAUGACGGUCGGGUGAAGACAUCUCAAACCCCAGCACACGCGCUUUAGUGGCCGAUCCCUUCACCCCAUUCCCACGUCCACCGCCACAUCCCAUCUAGCAUGACACGGCACAUUCUCCAAUCAUCCGCCUCUGGCUCCCGCCCACCCCGCCUCCUGCAGUGAAGUGCCGCAUUUUUAGCCACCAUCUGCAUUUCAGCACCCACCACCACCACGCCCAACGAUCGACCGUUGGCCACAGCCGCGCCACCAAUUUAGUUUUGCAUUAAGUUUCCAACUGCAACGACGGGGGGGGGGGGGGUGCACACGCUCAGUGCAACGAUUUUGAGUUUUAUUUUAACGACUUGCAAGGGUUCAAAUAGUGCACCGUCGCUUUCCAAUCGCGUGCACACGCUUCCACUUGCUCGCAUGCCACCUGUUUUUGCCGAAGCCUGUACGACGGUCCCAUUUUGCUGCAACCGAAAGUGCUUCUGGAUGCUACUGGGUGAGCACCAACUCUCCCCAUUCGUGGUGGUACAAUUCCCUGUUGGGAAUGGUACAAUUCCCUGUUGGGAUUGUACCGCCACGAAUGGGGAGUUGUAUAAUUCCCUGUUGGGAGGUGUAAAAUUGGCAAGACGUUGUACCAUUUCGGCUCCUAUCACGUGUGCUCAAUCAAGCAUUCUGCUGUACAAAAUUGUUUUUCGAGAUAAUUGGACUUUGAAAAGCAAUCGGUGAAUAUUGUAAUGCAGAAAUGUAUUUUAGUUUUUAUUUUGAGAAAACAUGCAUUGUUGAACAUGGUUAUGUAAAUGGGCUAAAUAGUUGUGGCUUUUCUAGUCUUAGGUGCAGCUGUUGUACAUGAAACUCUAUUAUAUAAAAGACUUGCUGAGAAUACCACCAAUAUUGAUAGUUUAGUUUCAUUUUUGUAGCUACUUAUGGUGAAAUUUGCGUUUCACUUCAUACUGUUCUAUUACGUUUUUUAAUGUACAUUUAACAGUGUGCCACGUGUUGUAAAAAUACAUUUUAUGUUUUGGUCAUCCCAUGGUUCUUACCAACAUGAGUGAGGUGUCUUAAAGGCUGAUAGGCAUAUGUUGGUCAGUGCCCUCUGGUGCUGGUCACUGUCUUCAAAUGCUGACGUCACUGGCAGCUCAUGGCAUCUUUUUUGGUCAGCCCUCGAAUCCACUUGGGGGUUUCCAUAUUCAGAAUAAACGCAGAGGCGGAUUAAAAUGCAGACAGUGUAUAUACAAAUGUAUGUAAUGGUUACCCAGGUCACUCGCAAAUUAAAUUUUUGGUCUUUUUGAGUUCGUACCUGGUGAAGCAAAACAUGAAAUACGGGACUGUUUGCAGGUGAGGCACGAACAAAUACAAAUCGCUUUCGCCAUUAAUGCUACUUCGUAACAGAAAAAUGCUUAACAUUUGAGGCAGUGGUCCAUUCUUCAAACUUUAAGCCUAUGGUAUUUUUUUCUGUUACAAAGCAGUGUUAAAUUAUGCACAUUUUAGAGUUUUAAUUUGUGCUCUUGUAUCACAUUUUGGUUUAUAGCCAGGCUUACAAUGGAAACGCCAUGGAGUUCAUGCUGUAAAACGCCAGGUGGCUGUUGCGUCUUUGUAACAGGAUCGAGAAUGUGCAACUGGCACAUAGUUAUUUUUAAUUUGGAUCUUUGAGAAGUCAAAGGAAAGUGCAAAUUCCUACAGUUAAACAUCUUGGAGGAAUGUGCCUUCAUGGGACGUGCCGUUUGGCCUUGUGGCGCGCUUACUGCUCAUUGAAAUGAAGCAUUUAAGGGCGAUUUGGGCUUUUCCAAGAUGCCCUGGCAAGAAAAUACAUUACAAUUGUUUUGAAUCGACUUAUAUCGCCGUUGCAGGUUUGUGAUGGGUUUGUCAAAUAAAGAUGUUAGGCCACAAUUCCGAGCAAAGUGGUGCAAACAUUGAA